AUGAAGAAACAGAGAGAAGAGAAUCAAGUCCACGAUAGGGAGAAUGUGCUAGGGAAGGAGAAGCAUCAUCCAGAACAAGCAGAUUUCCACGUCCACGUUCCGGUGGCAGCAAUCCCUUCCAGCAACUCACUAGUGGCUACCCAUGACUACUACAGGCCUCCUGAGACCCACCCUGGCCACUGGUGGGCCAGCUUCUUUUUUGGGAAGUCCACCUUCCCAUUCAUGACCACAGUGUUGGAGUCUCCUGAGCACCCGGCAGAAUCCCCCCAGGCCUCCAGAAACCCGAUCACCCGUGGCCUGGCUCCUGAAACCCUGAAGCAGCAGCCAGUCUUCCAUCCUGGCCAGGCCAACACGAGGGUCCUGUCCUGACCUUGCAGAACCACAGCAAACCCAACUUCAGUGGUGCUAGGCCAAAGCCCCACCCAUCCACCCCACCCUGUAAACU
Alexandromys fortis (reed vole) is the source of this 445-nucleotide messenger RNA. Its product is annotated as pancreatic progenitor cell differentiation and proliferation factor-like. The record is from RefSeq and is a predicted model, not a curated record. Gene Ontology annotation, biological process: multicellular organism development; cell differentiation. Bases 1 to 369 code for a protein of 122 amino acids. NCBI's taxonomy places the organism in Eukaryota, Metazoa, Chordata, Mammalia, Rodentia, Cricetidae. The transcript is spliced from 4 exons.